AUGAAGCAGGUCCUCGGUGGUCUUGAAGUCCUCUGCUUCAUGCGCGGACAAGAUAUCAAGAUUCGCACCCCUAUCGUUCUAAUGAACUGGACGAAUGGAGAAGAAGCACGAUUAUUCUCGCCCCUAGGAAGUGCUUCCGUCUACGCAAAUGGAUCCUCAGUUGCUCAAGCCCACGUCUCACCCUCAAACGACCACUCCGGCCUCACCAUGGGUGGCGAGCUAGCAAAGACCGGAUACGUAGGCUCCACUCCCAAUAUUUUCGCUGAAUACUCUAUCAGCGCGCAAUUCAAGAUUCACGUCGAGAAAAACAAUGAUCUGGAAGAAGCAAGGAAACCUCUAGGCUAG
Messenger RNA from Pyrenophora tritici-repentis Pt-1C-BFP, 345 nucleotides. RefSeq lists its product as uncharacterized. NCBI's taxonomy places the organism in Eukaryota, Fungi, Ascomycota, Dothideomycetes, Pleosporales, Pleosporaceae. The record is from RefSeq and is a predicted model, not a curated record.